AUGGCCGAGCUCGCGCGGCGCGUCGUCACGCACGGUGAUGGUGCCGAGUUCACGGCCACGCUGGUCACCUACACCAACUUCUCCGCGGCGGAGCACUCCUUCACCACGCUCCCGUCGUCCGUUUCCACCGCCGUGCUCCCCGAGGUGCCGCUCGUCGACCUCCCCGCCGACGCCCGCGUCGAAACCCGCAUCCUGACCGUCAUCAAGCGCGCGCUCCCGCACAUCCGCGGCCUCCUCCGCUCGCUGCUCGCCACCCCGGCCGGCGUGGCGGCGUUCGUUCCAGACGUCUUCGGCUCGUGGGCGCUCGAGGUCUCCGCGGAGCUCGGCAUCCCGGGCUACAUGUUCUACACGUCAAACCUAACGUCGAUGCACUCCAUCAUAUACAUCCCGCAGCUCGACAAGACCACCGCCUGCGAGUUCCGCGACCUGCCGGAGCCCGUCCGACUGCCAGGCUGCGUGCCGCUGCGCGGCGCCGACCUCGCCGACCCUUUGCAGGACCGCACCGACCCUGUGUACUCCCUCGUGGUCGAACUGGCCAACAAGUGUCUUCUCGCCGACGGGUUCAUCGUCAACACCUUUGACGCCAUGGAGCACGAGACCAUAGCCGCGUUCAACGUGCUAUCCGACAGAGGCGUGUACCCGCCGGCCUACGCGGUCGGUCCCUUCGUCCGUACGUGCUCAGGCGGCGGCGAAGCUCAGGCAGAAGAGCACAGAUGCCUGCGGUGGCUGGACGAGCAGCCGGACAGGUCGGUCCUGUACGUGUGCUUCGGCAGCGGCGGCACGCUGUCCACCGAGCAGAUGGCCGAGCUUGCAGCGGGGCUAGAGGCGAGCGGGCAGAGGUUCCUGUGGGUGGUGCGGUUCCCUAGCGACAAGGACCGCUGCGCGAGCUUCUUUGGCGGCGGCCAUGGCCACGGCCACGGCGGCGACAGCCCGCUAGGAUACCUGCCGGAAGGGUUCGUCGAGAGAAGCAGAGGCACCGGGCUCGCCGUGACGGAAUGGGUCCCGCAGGUGGAGAUCCUGAACCACCGGGCCAUCAGCGGGUUCCUGUCGCACUGCGGGUGGAACUCGACGCUGGAGGCCGUGGCCGCGGGCGUGCCGAUGCUGGCGUGGCCGCUGUACGCCGAGCAGAGGGUCAACGCAGUGAUGCUGUCUGAGCGGGUGGGCCUCGCGCUCGCGGUGCGGCCGAGGGACAGCCGCAAUGAAAACGAUGGGGUUGUAUCGAGGGAGGAGGUAGCGGCGGCGGUGACGGAGCUGAUCGUAGAGGCGAAGGGCGGCGCGGCGCGGGAGAAGGCGCGUGAGCUCCGGGAGGCGGCGGCAGCGGCCUGGGGGCCGGAAGGACCAUCGCGCAGUGCGUUCCAGGCCGUCGUCGGUAAGUGGAAGAAAGCUGCUAGCUAG
Miscanthus lutarioriparius is the source of this 1395-nucleotide messenger RNA. Lineage: Eukaryota; Viridiplantae; Streptophyta; Magnoliopsida; Poales; Poaceae. The record is from the annotation of a GenBank genome assembly.